GAUACUAAUUUCACAUGUAAGCAAAUAACAAGUUAUUUGCAUAUGUAUGCGUGUACAAUUGUUCAUAACUCAUGCGAUCAUAUUAGUUGAAAAAAGAAAGAAAAACAAUGGCAUUUUUAUGACCGCAGUCCAAAUUGACAAAUAGAUUUAUUCGGUUACUGUGCAUUGAGUGCGAAAAACUACACGAAAACGAGACAAGAAGAAACGAAAAAAAAGAAGUUUUUAUCAAGAUGAGCGUUGCAACAAAUGAAGAAAUCGACAAUUUGGUCAAUCGUCCUGAAGUUUUAUUAAUUGAUGUACGUGAUCCACCUGAAAUCAAAAGCACAGGAUCUCUACCAACAGCAAUUAAUAUCCCAUUGGGCACGUUGGAAGAAUCGUUGAAACUUCCGGACGAUGAAUUCAAGGAGCGUUUUGGUCGCGAUAAACCGGGCAACGACACCGAAGUAAUAUUCUCAUGUCGUCUUGGCGGACGAGCGGCAAAAGCAGCUGAAGUGGCAAAAACGCUUGGACUCGAAAAUAGUCGCGUUUAUCAAGGCUCUUGGGCCGCAUGGGCUGAAUUUAAAAAUCUCAGUUAAAAGCAAUGCCAAUUUUUUUUUUUUGGGAAAAA
Messenger RNA from Contarinia nasturtii (swede midge), 607 nucleotides. RefSeq names its product rhodanese domain-containing protein CG4456-like. The transcript is spliced from 2 exons. Gene Ontology annotation, molecular function: thiosulfate-cyanide sulfurtransferase activity. The coding region runs from base 231 to 575 and encodes 114 amino acids. The record is from RefSeq and is a predicted model, not a curated record. Lineage: Eukaryota; Metazoa; Arthropoda; Insecta; Diptera; Cecidomyiidae. Gene Ontology annotation, cellular component: mitochondrion.